CGGAUUGGAGAGAUGUUAAGCCCCUUGUCCUAACGGAUAGACAAAACUCAUCGAACGAGCAACUUUAGAUGAAUUUAUAUUUACAAGCAGAAUUCCUGAGUAAGGUUAUGACAUUGACCGUCGUAGUCGUUUGAUCAAAUGCGGGGGACUGUUUUCCGACCGCGAGAGUGCAUUGGAGGACGUGACAUUACGUUGCUUAUAAUUAGUUGCCUUCAAUAUGACUCACCCUCUCUCUCUCUCUCUCUCUCUCUCUCUCUCUCUCUCUCUCCAUCCGUUCAAAGAAACGUUUCUCCUUCUCCAAUCACUUCUGCAGAUUUCUCAAACAUUCCUAACAUUUUUCCUCCCACCAUUGUCGCCAGGAACAUGAUACGAAGGGAGUUUGGUAGGAGAUUGGCGGUUCAAUUCCUGGGAAAACUGGCUGACCAGCAAGAUGGCGAUGAUGAUCAGGACGACGAUGGGGUAUCUUACACGUGUCAAAUUGUUGGUCAGAUCAACUCCAGGGGAAUUUGGUUUGGAGAUGACCCUUUUGCAUUCUCCGUCCCUCUCCUCAUGAUGCAGCUCUCUCUCAUCUCCAUCUUCACUCGUUCCCUCUAUUGUCUUCUCAAGCCCUUUGGCCAACCCUCCAUUGUUUCUCAUAUUCUCGGUGGCGUCAUCCUAGGUCCUUCAAUUCUCGGGCGCAGCUCGAUGUUUGCAUCUAGCGUAUUUCCAGCUAAAGGAAAAGGUGUCUUUGACACAUUCGCGCUGUUCGGUUUCAUGCUCUUCAUCUUCCUAAUCGGUGUUAAGACCGAUCCUUCCAUCGUGCUGAAAUCAGGUAAAAGGACAUUAGCCAUUGGAUUCCUAGGCUUCUUUCUUCCAUACGCAUUGAGUGGCUUCACAGCAUUCAUGCUCAACCAUUUCCUGAGUUUGGAUUACGACGUAGCCAAGGUGCUUCCCUCACUGGUAUCUAUGCAUUCCAUGGCGGCCUUUCCAGUUAUUGCUUGCUUUCUCGCCGAGCUCAAGAUACUCAACUCAGAAAUCGGACGCCUAGCAUCCGCAUCUUCAUUAAUCUGUGAUGUUUGUCAUUGGUCCAUUAUGACAGUCAAGUAUGUGGUGCACUUAGCCACCACAAAAUCAUUGAGAACCUCUUUUGGAUCCUUCUUCUCAAUGGUGCUGCUCGUGAGUUUCAUUGUGUUUGGAAUUCGUCCGGCUGCCUUGUGGGCAAUCCAACGCACUCCAGAAGGCAAACCUGUGAAAGAGAGAUAUAUUUCUGCAGUUGUUGUUGCCCUUCUUUCUUGUGGGUUCAUUGCAGAAACAAUUGGUUUAAGUGCCUUUCUGGCAUCCUUUCUUCUGGGUCUGGUAAUACCAGAUGGACCACCCUUGGGAGCUACAUUAGUGGAGAGGCUCGACUGUUUUGUUUCAAUGCUGCUAAUGCCCGCGUUCUUCACCACAAGUGGACUAAAAAUGGAUGUCUUUGCCAUAAAAUCUCUAAAGAAUGUCGGCGUCAUUCAAUCAAUUGUUCUUGUUGCUUUUGUUGGUAAGCUUGUAGGGACGGCAUUGCCCCCACUCUUCUUGAGGAUGCCAAUUAGAGACGCCCUGUCUCUUGGUCUUAUAAUGAAUUCGAAAGGCAUUGUAGAACUUGCUAUGUUGAAUAACUGGAGGAUGACCAAUGUCAUGAAUGAAGAAUGCUUCGCCAUCACGAUUAUCUCUGUGGUGGUUGUAACAGGAGUUAUCUCUCCCAUUGUUAAGCUUCUAUAUGAUCCUUCAAGGAGAUUUGUCGCCUACAAGAGGAGGACUAUACUGCAUAACAGGCAUAAUGAAGGAUUGCGCAUUCUAGCUUGCAUCCACAACGAAGAGAACAUGCAAGCGACUUUGAGCAUCCUCUACACCUCGAACCCCACGAAAGAGAGCCCCAUCAGUUUAUGUGUCCUCCACCUUGUCAAACUUGUCGGUCGUGCUUCAUCCCUUCUGAUUGCACACCCGCCUCGUGAGAAGUCCUCCGAUAGCCCUACUGAGUCUGAGCGCAUCUUUGGCGUAUUCAGGAAUUUCGAGAAGAAAAAUCAAGGCAGUCUAAUGGUGCAUUGCUACAAGGGAGUUUCGCCCUAUUCAACAAUGCACAACGAUGUGUGUUCCCUAGCUUUAGAGAAGAGGAUCACCCUUGUAAUCAUUCCUUUCCAUAAGCAGUGGAAGCCUUGGGGAAGAGUAGAGACGAGUCAUGCUUUUCGGCAACUGAACAAAAAUGUACUGGAGAAGGCGCCUUGCUCAGUCGGCAUUUUGAUAGAGCACAGCAGUAGGAAGAAGUACUAUGCGGAGUCUUCCUAUUACAGAGUCGCCGUGCUCUUCUUCGGGGGUGCGGACGAUAGAGAGGCACUAGCAUAUGCCGGACGAAUGUCGCAACACCCAAGUGUACUACUUACUCUCAUAAGAUUUUCCAGCUCAAUGGAUAUAGUAGGGGGCACAGCGAGGAGCAAAAUGCUUGAUGGUGAUAUCUUGAAGGAUUUCAGGAGCAACGCCCAAAGAUACGAACGGGUUUCUUACCAAGAGGAGGAGGUAAUGGACGCGUCGGAUGUGAUUCAAGUGUUAAGAUGUAUGGAAAAUGGUUAUGACCUUGUUCUGGUCGGGAGACGCCAUGGAGAGUCGACACUGAUGCAAGAAGUAAGGAAGUGCAGCGAGAACGCAGAUAUGGGAAUGAUUGGGGACAUUCUUGUGACCGCGAAUUUUAGAUGCGGAUCUUUGAUAUUGGUAGUGCAACAGCAAACUAAAGUAUGGGGACUGCGUGACCCUGAAGAGUCUACUCGGUUGAGAAGAAUAAAGUUGUAGAGUUGGGGAGAGAUAGAGGCGACGGAGAUGAAAUAGUAGAUGUACAGUAAAUGCAUUUUUCAGAUAAUUUCAAUAGGACUUUCUUUUGUUUUCGACCUGUCAAACACAAUACAGAGAUGAUUCUCC
Molecule: messenger RNA, 2922 nt
Organism: Syzygium oleosum
Lineage: Eukaryota; Viridiplantae; Streptophyta; Magnoliopsida; Myrtales; Myrtaceae
Product: cation/H(+) antiporter 15-like
Exons: 3
Coding region: 139-2796 (885 amino acids)
Biological process (GO): regulation of pH; proton transmembrane transport
Cellular component (GO): membrane; endomembrane system
Molecular function (GO): antiporter activity
Source: RefSeq, a predicted model, not a curated record